Messenger RNA from Mercenaria mercenaria, 6843 nucleotides. Its product is annotated as eukaryotic translation initiation factor 2-alpha kinase 1-like. The record is from RefSeq and is a predicted model, not a curated record. The transcript has 11 exons. Gene Ontology annotation, biological process: protein phosphorylation. The coding region runs from base 603 to 2804 and encodes 733 amino acids. Gene Ontology annotation, molecular function: protein kinase activity; ATP binding. NCBI's taxonomy places the organism in Eukaryota, Metazoa, Mollusca, Bivalvia, Venerida, Veneridae.
GCCCAUGGAAAGGAACCAAACUUGUCGAAGAUUCCAGAAAUAAACAGUGCUAACGCCAGAGAUUGUUAGUGUUUUCAUAACAUACACUACAUCAAAAUGCAGAAGCUUCGGUUUUAUGAAAAAAAGUAUUGUUUACUAUAAAUGGAAGAUUUAUAUCAGUGACAAUAGAGGAUUAAGUCUUCUUGGAACUUGAAUGACAUCUUCCAAGCAAAUAUUUUAUAAUGUACAUGCAAGGAUGUUGCUUUAUGUUCAAGGACUUGUGAUAUAACCAGUCCAAAAAGAACUGCACAGUGUGAUAACCAGUCCACAAAGAACUACACAUUGUUAUAACCAGUAUUAAAGAACUGGGCAUUUUGAGUACCAGUCCAAUAAGAACUAGGCAUUGUGAUUACCAGUCCACAAAAAACUGCAUAAUGUUAUUUAAUAUUACCAGUCGACAAAGAAUAACACAUUGUGAUAACCAGUACAUGAGGAAAUGCAAAAUGUGAUACCCAGUCCAGAAAGAACUGCACAAUGUUGUAACCAGUCCUCAAAGAACUACACAGUGUGAUAACCAGUCCACAAAAAAACGUACAGUGGAAUGGAAGAAAACUGUGUGAGAAAUGGCAAGCUUUAAACUCAAUCUGAAGAAACCAGACAGAAUUCUGACGUUUGAUGACUCAGACCUGUCAGAAUGCCAUACUGGAACAGGAAGUUCGAGCACAGCACCACCUGUACCAGCAGUGACGUCAAAGGUUGUCCUUCCAAGAUCAGUGCCCAACCACUUGUUGUUGGUAUCAAUAUUGGAGCAGCUCUGUCAUAUGUAUGGCAGAGAUACCAGACAGGCACAAGAUAUUUUCAAAUCAAUAUGUGAGCAGCUGACAAAGUUGAAUGUGGUGUCUCCACUUUUAAUGCUGGAUGAGAUGAGCAGCCUUAGAGAGCAGUACAGACACAGUGUUCACAGGAUGCUGCUAGUUGCUGUUCACAAAUCUAAUAAGGGUCUCACAGGUAAACUGUCUCUACCUGCUCCUAAUGGAUUCAGUGACACAAACCUUCCUGCACUACAAAACAACAUUCCUGUACAUCCAUCGUCUAGUACUGGUGACCUUAUCAAUCAAACAUCUCGCUACAGCACAGAGUUUGUAGAAAUGGAGAAGAUAGGAAAAGGAGGGUUUGGAGCUGUCUAUAAGAGUAGAAACAAGCUAGAUGGGAAGAUGUAUGCUGUAAAAAAGGUCAAGUUCAAACACUCCAGGCCAGAAGUUUGGUUUCGGGUAUUGAGAGAAGUGAAAGCAUUGGCCAGUCUCCAGCACACCAAUAUUGUUGGAUACAACGCUGCCUGGCUGGAGUACAGUACAGCUCCAUUACCUAAACCAUCUUCUGGUGCCAGUUUACAUGACAUUUCAUUUGACACGGAGAAUCUCACAGAGUCAGAAAACGACACCGGUGUCAUAUUUCAGGACACUUGUGACGGAGAUUAUUCCCAGGGCCUUCUGCCACCUUACAAUGAUUGCCUCAGGUGGGGCACUGGACCAAAAAUCAAGGAAAUAGCUUCAAACAAUUCUAGUCAGGCAUCUUCUCCUCAAAAUACCGCGGCCAGUCCUCCAAAGAUGUUUGCAUUGAAUCAUAGAAACAAAAGUCAUAAUGAUGUGUUCGAGUAUCAGGGCAGGAAAACAUUUGGUGGUAAUGACUUCAAACUAGAUAAUACAUCAACCUUUGAAAUGGAAAAAACAUCAGUAGAAUCUCAUGCUUUGUCAUUGGUCCCAGGACACUUUGGUAAUGUGAAAACAGUACUGGAAUCUAAGGUUAAAUUUACACUAGACAAUAGUAUGUUAGAUUCUGAUAACCAGUUGGACCAAGUAGACGGCAGCACAUAUGAUCGUGGAGAUGGAAGGAAUAGACGGAGAUUAUAUAAAAGAAGUAUAAGUUGUGAUCCUGUGGCUUCGGAUGAAUUAGCUCUACCUUUAGAAGACAGCAGUAACAUUUUCCAGUUUGUAGAAACUGAGUUUCCUCUACAGAAAACUGUUACGCUAUACAUACAGAUGGAGUUAUGCAGCGUAACUUUAAAAGAAUGGAUGCAAAAAAGAAAUGAAAAAUGUCACUGUGAAAAAGAUCUCAUCCCAUAUACUGACAAAAACAUGAUCAUUUUCAGACAAAUUCUGAAAGCUGUGGAAUAUAUACAUUCUCAAGGUGUUAUCCACAGGGACUUAAAGCCCCGGAAUAUUUUUCUCCGAGAAGAAGGUCUUCAUGUGAAAGUUGGCGAUUUUGGUUUAGCGACUGAUGAUGUAAUUACUAGUCCAGUUAGUGACGAAUCCUUCAAUGCUCUUAACGUAGCUACAACAAGACUUGUCCGUACCGGCAGCAUUCUGUCUGACCAUACUUCUGGGGUUGGUACGUCAACCUAUGCUGCGCCAGAACAGCUACAGGGGUCGGGAUAUAAUACAAAAUGUGAUAUUUACAGUUUAGGCGUCAUACUGUUUGAAUUAUUCCAAAGUUAUGGAACAGAAAUGGAACGUUUCAAGAGCUUAAGUGAUUUGAGAAAAGGUAUAAUUCCAGAUGAAGUGUACACGAACUGGCCUGUACAGACACAGUAUAUUGAACUUAUGACCAGUGAAAGUCCAGAUGUCCGUCCAUCAACAAAAUCCAUGCUUGGUGGAGAACUAUUUCUGACUAAAGAGCAAGUCAUUGAUGAUAUGAGGAAAGAAAUUGAAAGUCUUAAGAAACGGUUAGUAGAGAAAGAUAAAAUGAUUGCAGAGAGAGAUUCUACUAUAGCUAAACUGAUGGUAGAACUUAAUGAUACCAGUUAUCUUGCUGGUACCAGUGUUUGAUUAAAAAUAGUGUGUUAGUUUACGUGCUGGUACCCAUGUUGAAUCAGAGAUUAUAACUGGGUUAGUUUACAUGCUGGUACCCAUGUUUGAUCAGAGAUUAUGAGUGUGUUAGUUUACAUGCUGGUACCCAUGUUUGGUCAGGGAUUAUGUUUUAGUUUGCAUUCUGGUUCCAGUAUUUAUAUGUUAGGUUGCAUGCUGGUACCCUUGUUAUUAGAAUAUUACACAGCCUGUACCAAAGAAAUAUGCUUCCACUACAUGUGCCAGUCUAUGACUAGAUGCAAUAUGCAUUAUAGCACUCAUGUUGUUAGCAGUUUUAAGAUAGUACACAUGCUAAUACUAAAGUUUGAAUAGGAUUAUUUGUGAAUUGACAAAUGAAACUCUGCUCACCAGAAUAUUGAUGACUCUGGCACGUGAACUUGCCCGUGCAGUUCAUAUGGUCCCUUGUAUGCUCCUUAAAUUUUAUAUGUUUAGAUCAUUAGAAACCCAAAAGUAUAUUUUACACAUCCCCACCUGAUCUCAGUCAGUGUUUUACUGUAUUCUAAUUGCUAAUACCAUUGUUGGUUAGUUUGCAGACUGGAACUAAUGUUUUAGUUAUAAAAGACCGGUUAUGAUUGCAGUACAUUUACAAUCAUCCAUGUAGAAGGGGCCUCAAUGGCUGAGUGGUUAAGGUUGCUGACUUCAAAUCACUUGCCCCUCAUUGAUGUGGGUUCGAACCACACUCGGGGCGUUGAAUUCUUCAUGUGAGGAAGCCAUCCAGUUGGCUUACGGAAGGUUGGUGGGGUCUUCCUCGACCAUUAGAGCUGGAAAGUCGCUAUAAUUGUGUCGAUGCGACAUUAAACCCAACACAAUAAAUAAAUAAAUAAAUGUAGAAAUUCCUGUUUCUAUUGUAUGAUGUGAUAGUGUUGAAAUAAUUCUACAGAUAGAACUAAAGUAGAAUCUGUACAUCUGUGUUAUUUUAUGUUAGUUGAUUAUAACAGUUGCUUGCAUUUGAUGGAAUAAAUUAAUUUGGUAUGAUGUAUGUACUUAACGAUAUGAUGGCUCUAUUUAAUCAUUUAAGUUAUAUAGUAUAUGGAUAUAUUUUUUGAUUUCUGAUCACCUGCAAUCUUUUGUCUGAAAGGAGGUACAAAGGAAGCAAAAUAUCUGGACAGCCAGGGAAUCAGUACAGCAAAAUUGAUUUGAAUCUCUUGUUUUUAUGUUGUUUGAUCACAUUUUAGUUGUGUUUUCAUGAUCAUAUGUUACGAUCACUCAUUGUUUUAAGGUUCGUGUUUAGCAAGUUCGAAUCAAGUAAUAGUAUUGCACCACCAGUUUUUAGGGUUCAUAUUUAACAAGUUCAAAUCAGAUAAUAGUAUUGCACCACUAGUUUUUAGGGUUCAUGUUUAACAAGUUAGAAUCAAGUAAUAGUAUUGCACUACUAGUUUUUAGGGUUCAUGUUUAACAAGUUCGAAUCAAGUAAUAGUAUUGCACCACCAGUUUUUAGGGUUCAUGUUUAACAAGUUCGAAUCAAGUAAUAGUAUUGUACUACAAGUUUUUAGGGUUCAUGUUUAACAAGUUCGAAUCAAGUAAUAGUAUUGCACUGCCAGUUUUUAGGGUUCAUGUUUAACAAGUUCGAAUCAAGUAAUAGUAUUGCACUACUAGUUUUUAGGGUUCAUGUUUAACAAGUUCGAAUCAAGUAAUAGUAUUGCACUGCCAGUUUUUAGGGAUCAUGUUUAACAAGUUCGAAUCAAAUACUAGUAUUGCACCGCCAGUUUUUAAGAUUCAUGUUUAACAAGUUUGAAUCAAAUACUAGUAUUUCACUGCCAGUUUUUAGAUUUCUAUAAAUAGCUUCUGAAAUUCUUGUAAGGUUGUGUAUGAUCUCAAAUACAUUUCAUUUCCAGGAAAUCCUUGUGUAAAGUUUAUUCAUUGUACAUAGAUUCUGUUUUCAUUGUUUUGUGUCAGUAUGCCCAUGUUGCCAGGACAGAACACACAAAAAGCUAUAUUUCCUUCUCCAUUAUACAUAAAUUUCAGUGUUAUUUGGUAGCACAGAAUAAUUUGCCAAGUUUGCUGUAGUGGUCCAUUCAAAUGUUCAUUUUAAUAUAUAAUGCCAUUUUUCUGCCAGAUAUAAACUUCAUAAUGAUUCUUGCCUCUAUUAAAGAGGAACAUUUUAGGAAGAUUUUGAGCAGCUUGAUCUCCUUCCCAGCUUAUUUCUUGACUGUUUGGUAACUGUUUGGUAAAAUGAAAGUGAAAGUAGGUAUUUCCUGUUAUCUCCCUAUACGAUGAUAGCAUUUUAAUGUUAUUAUUAAGAGCCAACAAUGGAGAAUGAAGGGGAACAUGUCAGAUGAAAAAAUUACUGUUAUUAUGUGAACUUUUUCAAAUAAAAAAUUUGCUUUUGUACGUUUUUGCUGUAUACCUAUAUGCAAGUGCUUUUUAUAAUAAUGUUUACAUUAUUAAGUAAACAUCAAAUUAGUCACUUUUUAGCUCAUCUGAUUUUUUGAAAAAAAAUGAUGAGUUAUUGUCAUCACUUGAGCGGUUGUCGGCGUCGGCGUCUGCGUCGGCGUUGCCUGGUUAAGUUUUAUGUUUAGGUCAGUUUUUCUCCUAAACUAUCAAAGCUAUUGCUUUGAAACUUGGAUACUUGUUCACCAUCAUAAGCUGACCCUGUAUAGCAAGAAACAUAACUCCAUCUUGCUUUUUGCAAGAUUUAUGGCCCCUUUUGUACUUAGAAAAUAUCAGAUUUCUUGGUUAAGUUUUAUGUUUAGGUCAACUUUUCUCCCAAACUAUCAAAGCUAUUGCUUUGAAACUUGGAAUACUUGUUCACCAUCAUAAGCAGACCCUGUACAUCAAGAAACAUAACUCCAUCUUGCUUUUUGCAAGAUUUAUUGCCCCUUUUGGACUUAGAAAAUCAGUUUUCUUGGUUAAGUUUUAUGUUUAGGUCAGCUUUUAUCGUAAACUAUCAAAGCUAUUGCUUUAAAACUUGCAACACUUGUUCACCAUCAUAAGUUGACCCUGUACAGCAAGAAACAUAACUCUGUCCUGCUUUUUGCCAGAUUUAUGGCCCCUUUUGGACUUAGAAAAUAUCAGAUUUCUUGGUUAAGUUUUAUGUUUAGGUCAACUUUUUCUCUUAAACUAUCAAAGCUAUUGCUUUGAAACUUGCAACACUUGUUCACCAUCAUAAGCUGACCCUGUACAGCAAGCAGCGUAACUCCAUCCUGCUUUUUGCAAUAAUUAUUGCCCCUUUUGGACUUAGAAAAUCAUUUUCUUGGUUGAGUAUUAUGUUUAAGUCAACUUUUCUCAUAAACUAUCAAAGCUAAUGCUUUAAAACUUGCAACAGUUUUUCACCAUCAUAAGUGGACACUGUACAUCAAGAAACAUAACUCUAUCCUGCUUUUUGCAAGAAUGACGGCCCUUUUUAGACUUAGAAAAUCAUGGGUAGGACAAUAUUUCUAUUACACAAAAAAAAUCAGAUGAGUGUCAGCACCCGCAAGGCGGUGCUCUUGUUAUAAAAUGUUUGAGAUUUAAUUCAUGUACUGGUAGGUGUAGGAUAAUCAUUGUGUUUUUUAAAAUCUGCAUCAGAAGUAUCUGAAUUCAAAACAUUGCAACUUGUAAAUACUAAAUCGAUAAGUGUUGCAAAGUCACUUGAUUUAUUUAUUGAAUAGUUUUUAGUGGAAGCCUAUAAUUAUUAUGUAUAAAGGUUUACUGCAGGAUAAUUGUUCAGGAUGGGAACAUGAACACAUAUUGAAAUGUCAACCUCUCUGACUGUUGCUGGCAACAUCUAAUCUUAUAUUUCUGUUUCUGACCACCUCUAAUAUUUAAAGUUGACUCUUUCCUGGAACCUCAAAUGUUCUGAUAUGACUGUUUAUGACUUCCUAUAAUAUUCUAAAUUGACUGUUUCUGGCAACCUCUAAUACUCUAUGACUGUUUUUGGCAAUGUCUCGAAUAUUCCUUUAAUAUGACUGUUUCUAGCAAAUUUUGUCUCAUUAUUGUUAAUAUUCAUAUAUGAUAAUAAUUUUAUAUCUGUUAUUUCCAGAUUUAUGUUUGGUUGAAUAACAAAAUAAAACCAAUGAUG